AUGUUCAAAAUCUUGUCUGUCAUCGUUGGUGUAGUAGCAAUCCGGCUUGCCAUCUCCUACGCUCAGGCCAUCGCACUUGACAUGCGGGAAAAGCCGACAUCGAAGUUACCUGUGGUCGGUAUUUCGCUCACUGCAAAUCAUGCGACAGCAGCAGUCCGAUGGCCAAAUGGCACUUUCGAGAACCUGGGUCGAGUGGAGGCAUCGAAGGCAUAUGUGCAGAUGAUGCGACGUCUCUCCUUGCCUUCUUCAGAACAUAUAACCCGACCAUAUGGCAGCAUGGAAGAUCUGUGGAAUGACGCGCCACGAACAUUAUGGCGGAACACACGAAAGAAGCUUGGCCUGGCAGGCUCUGGCAAUGCAGCUACAUUAGCCGCUAUGCUCAAGAAGACAACGAAGAUGGCGGAGAAGAAACUUGGUUUUCGGCCAUGGGCGAUGCUGAGCUUUCCCCCGUUGUUGGCAUUAUAUCAGGAAUGCGUCGCAGACGCGGCCGAGUACACCGGACUUUACACGCUGACGGCGGACCUGGGGUAUCAGGUGCAUGAACUCACUGCCGCAUAUGCCGGGCAUGGAAUGGGGCUGGAUGAGAGCGACGUUGAACUGGUAACUCGUGGCAAGAAGCCACACGAGUACGGUGGACGACACACAGUCCUUGUUGAGUAUACCGAAACUGCGAUUUUGCUGCAUGGCAAGCCGAUGACACAUGCUCGCAAUCUCGCGAAUGUCGACUGUUUCCGGUCGAGUUUUGAGCUGGGCAGCAGCAGUUCAGCGUCUGAGGAGCAGGCACGCGAAUUUGUGCUAGAGUACUUGCGCAAGGUGUAUCAUGGUUACACGAAAUAUCCUUUUGUCUAUCCCAAGGAAUUCAUUAUCAUAAUGACGGGAAGCGCUAAAAGUGUUGGCCGCGAGGAGAUUCGAGCGGCAAUUGCAGAAGCGGUCAGAUUGUAUGGGUUCCAGGCCAGGAUCCUGUAUGAUAACCCUGGAUAUGUAGCAGCGAGGGGCGCGGCUGAGAUCGCAUGGCGAACGUUGCUAGAAGCGGAGAAGAAGAAGGAGAAUACAGAGUUGUGA
This is a messenger RNA of Alternaria viburni, 1062 nucleotides long. RefSeq lists its product as uncharacterized. The transcript has 2 exons. The record is from RefSeq and is a predicted model, not a curated record. The coding region runs from base 1 to 1062 and encodes 353 amino acids. NCBI's taxonomy places the organism in Eukaryota, Fungi, Ascomycota, Dothideomycetes, Pleosporales, Pleosporaceae.